AUGGCUCUCUCGUCGGUGUCGCCGUCCCCGUCGGCGGAUUCUGCCUCCGCUGCCCCCGGGGAGGUUCCGGAGCGCUCUCUUUCCUCUGUGCUGUCUUCUGCGACCUCCUACACUGCGCUGAAUCGCCAGAGGAGGUCGGAAGCAGCCUCCAGACCUCCACUCGCCGCGUACGAAGCAUGUAACUACUUCCUGCCGUUCGCUGCGGUUUCGGCCGCGUGCGCACCGCACCAACGGUACGAAGUCGCACACCCGGCGGCCUCAUCUCCUGGUGACUCGGCCGCGCCCGUCGCUUCCUCGGCGUCGCUGUCUCUCGCCGCUCAGGCCGCGUUCUCCGCUGCACCGUGCUGCGACUGCCCGCGGGGCGUCGCUGGCGACUGCCGGCGUCUGCGCGCGUGGGAGCGCAUGGCGCGCGUCGACGCAGUCCAGGUGCCCGGCUUAUACGAGAAGAUCGUUGCGAUGAUGGAGAAGAAAGUCCGCGUCCUCGCCCACGCCCAGGGCGACACGGCGGCGGAGACAGGCGAGGCGGCGGAGACCGCCGCGGCCGCGACGCCAGCGAGCCGAGAGAAGGCCAUGGAAGGCGCGCGGGAGCGCCUGCACACCGCAGAGGAGGGCGACGCGACGUCGCGGCGAACGGCCGAGGGAGGCGCGGAGAGGCGUUGCGGAAAGCAGACGGCGUGCGACGAGGAAGAAGACGAACAAGAUGCGUUCUGGGAGGUUGAAGGGAGAGGCGAAGGUGCGCGAGGGAGAUCGCAGAGAAGAGAUAGAGAGGGCGACGGAGAGAGGGCACACGCAGGCCAGAGACCAGGGAAGACACGCGAGACGCCAGACGCGAAUGCAGGAGGAGAAGGAAGGGCGAAGGCAGGGAAAAAGGACGCCGCGGAGACAAGCGUGUGCGAGCUGCUGCUGGGAUCGACAGUCUACAACGCCAUCGAGAUGGACGUUCACCGCACGUUCCCGUCCCUGCCUUUCUUCAAAGAAGAAGGGCAGACUGUCAUGAGGCGCGUGCUUCAGGCGUAUGCCGUCUUCGAUCCUGAAGUUGGGUACGUCCAGGGGAUGAACUUUGUGGUGGGCGCGCUACUGCACCACAGCAACACGUGUAUCCACUGGAACAGCAACGCGAGCGCGGGCGGCGUGAUGAGUCUGUUGUUAAGUUCGACUUCCGACGACGCUCUGUCUUCGCCGCGCACGAGUUUCCUCCGCGCGUCGCUGGCUGAGAGUCAAGGCGAAAACGAAGGUCUCCUUUUUUGCAUCCGCACGCGCGAGGGUCGCGUCUUUUGGCUGCUCGUCUCCAUGUUCUACCUCUACGACAUGCGCAGAAUGUUCCUGCCGGCGCUACCCGGCGUCUUCGAAAAAUGUGACAGACUCGAACGCAUGAUGCAGAUCGUCCUUCCCGACCUCGUCGCGCAUCUGCAUAACGCGGGCGUCUCGCUGCCGCUUCUCACGUCGGACUGGCUCCUGACGCUCUUCUCCUACAGCGUGCCCCUGAGUGUGUGCACCACCGUCUGGACCAAGUUCUUUGAGGAGGGCUGGGUGUUCAUCUACAAGCUCGUCAUUGCGCGCUUCAAACGCGUCAAGCGGCAAAUGUGCAACCAGACAGACCUAGUCGAACUCGUCAAAACCGCAAAGUACGCAGCUCCUCAGAGCGCGCUGGCUGCCGUAGGGGAGUCCGUCGUGAACUGGAUGCUUCCGAACCCGCACGGCGGCUCGGACGGCGGCCGCCGCGCCGCCAACAGCGACUCCUCUGCGCGCUCCUACUUGACCUCGCUCGGCUUGCUGCUGCAGCAGCAGCUCCAGCAGCAAGGCACGCCCCAGGAUCUGCCUUCUGGCCUUUCCUAUAUCUCGAACGAUCCCAACGCGAGCGGAUCGAAGACGAUGUGGCGCGACAUCAUCGACGAUGCAACCGACCUGAACGUCGACGGGCGACUCUUUCUUCAGAUCGAACUGGAGAUGCUUGACAAGCAGCGCGUGACCAGCCGCGAGCAGCGAGGCGUCGGGGAGCCGUCGGCCGCGAUGCAGGACGCAGUCGACGCCCGUCUGCGCGCCAUGGAGGUCUCGGGGGCGAGCGCCGAUGAAGAAAAGCCGACGGAGGCGAGGCAGGGCGCAGAAGAGCUCCGGUCUCUGGGCCAUGUCGGCGCACCGAGUGCGACUCAGAGACGCUGCUGCGAGACUUUGACGCGUGGAGGAAGUCCGUCGAAAGCCACGGAGGCCGAGUCUCCUACGCGGAAGAAGACGGUUGGCUUGUGGCGCCCAAGAGCUGCAGAGAAACGCAACGAGGAGGGCAGCGCGGGCGACCGCGCGGAGACAGCGGGCGCCAGCCAGGCGACUGGCCACGAGCGUGAGGCUCCAGACGGAGACACCCAGACAGAGGGCGGAAGGCCCCGCGCCGAGGACGCGGCAGGGCCAAGAGAGACGUCAGCCGAAGCGACCGCUCGCCAGCAGGACGGAGAAGAUGAGCGAGAGGGACAGCGGGAAGAAGCUUCACUUUCUACCUCCGCGGCUCAGGCGGAUGGGAAUGAAGAAGCAUCGCGUGACACGACGACGGCCCGCGGCCUGACCGCGCCUUCGAACGGCGUGCCUGUGUGUGUCCGCAACGCGGCGAGCGAGAGCAACGGCGCCAGCUUCCCUCCCGAGAAGGAGGAUUCGACGCGUCCUCCCUCGCUGACUCAGCCGCCUUCUCUCCAGACCAGCGAAGGCGUAGCUCAGCAGCGAGCUCCUUCUUGCCCAAAAGAUGCGCCUGAGCAGCUGCAGAAGUCCGCGUCUCCUCCCCCGCGCUCUCCUCCGCCCCCCGCGCGUUCCAUGGAAGGCCCCGACGCGGAUUCGAAGGACAGCGGCCACCUCGUUUGCUCGCCGCUUCUUCAGAUGGACAGGUGCUUGGCUCUCUUGCGGCAGUUCAGCGAAGAGGACGUGAUUGCGGAGACUGAGGAAGUCUGCGCAGAGUGCUUUGCGCACCAGAAACUGCUUUUCCACGUCGCUGAGCAGCGGCAGCACCUCCAGCAGCUCGCUCUCGAGGCGCUAAAAAAACCGAAACAGGUCCCCGACACUCUGCGACACUGGACAGCGCGAGGCGCGGAGGCGUACGACGAAUAA
Molecule: messenger RNA, 3087 nt
Organism: Besnoitia besnoiti
Lineage: Eukaryota; Apicomplexa; Conoidasida; Eucoccidiorida; Sarcocystidae
Exons: 6
Coding region: 1-3087 (1028 amino acids)
Source: RefSeq, a predicted model, not a curated record